Messenger RNA from Saccoglossus kowalevskii, 1363 nucleotides. RefSeq lists its product as uncharacterized. The record is from RefSeq and is a predicted model, not a curated record. Lineage: Eukaryota; Metazoa; Hemichordata; Enteropneusta; Harrimaniidae.
GGAAACUAGGAAACGCUAUAUAGCUUAAGUCAGGACGUGGACUGAUCGAAGACCUGUCAUAUCGACUCGAUAAUCGUUAUUUUUUAGUGGAUGGUCACAUGAUAUUGGAUUAUUGGCAGACAUGUCUCGAUCUCAGAUUACAGGAGUUGAUUUUGGUAGCGUGCAUUCUAAAUACGGCUACAUACCAAGACGGUUAAAAUUCUACGAUGAACAUCGAGACAACCGUAUGGCAGUGUUACGUAAUCAGUCACUGGCUGACACACACAGGCAUUAUUCUGGAUGGAGGCGUCACGACGGUCCAGGAGACGCAUUUCGACAUGGUGUCUGGUCUUACCGGAUGACUCGUGAAUAUGGAACGGACAAUGCCAAUAAUUAUGGUGACGACGAAAUCGACAAGGAUAAGCUACCACGAGUAAAAUCAGCCAUGGACAGAUUCAACCAAUCACAGGGAAGGAGAUUAGCUCAACGUCAGUUCUUUGGUAACGAAUAUGCUCAGGAACGACCAGCAUUUGAUUACAUCGACGACAGAUAUAGAGAAUACUACUCUUAUUAUGUGGGACGUGAUUGCAUCAAAGACGAAUCGUCAUGGAAACUAAAUGAUGUGCCUCUGAUGAAAAAGGUCACAGCUAGCGGACAACUACAGACCACACCGUACAAAAGACCUAAAACUAGCAUGUUUUAAUAUUCACAAGCAAUCGUGAUUAUUCACGAAUAAUAAUUAAUCACACAAACUAGAAUCUGCUAGUAUCGAUCUGUUGAUUGUUGUUUAGUUGCCAUGCAAUGACAAUAGUCCACCCAAAAACUGUAUAUGAUAUGGCUUUGUCGUGAGACAAUGUGUGUAGUUUUUCAAUGUGUAUAUUUUUUAAUAUUUGAUAUUUGUUUAUUGUCAAAACAAAAGUUACAAUACAAAUUACAGAAGAGAUAAUACAACAAAUAUAUACGCAUGUACGUACAAUGUGAGUCUAAUGUUAAGUAUGUGUGAACAUUAGCUCAAACAUUAUAUCAAAUAAGAGAUUGAAUUAUCGUAAGAAAUGUCAAAAUAAUUAUAUAUUCACAUUUUAAUUUAUUUUUUUGUCUACACAAUAAUAACAGCUCAAAAUUACACAUCCAAUAAAUUAGAUGGGAAGGAAACAGCGAAGGGGUCAUCAUUGUUGUCACUUUGGAUACGCCGAUUCCGAAAAUGAUGUAAUACAUGCGGUUGAGGGUGUUUUAAUUUUCAUCAAUUGCCUGUAAAAUUGGGUUUGUUGUCCAUAACGGUCAUAAUUCAUGAAACUGAAUCCAGUCAAUUUAGUACCACCGUAAAUGAAUAUUUUCAUGACAAUAACUUUAAGGUAUUUUUGAGCGUUUUUGAAUAUUUUGUUAU